This is a messenger RNA of Klebsormidium nitens, 1217 nucleotides long. The record is from the annotation of a GenBank genome assembly. NCBI's taxonomy places the organism in Eukaryota, Viridiplantae, Streptophyta, Klebsormidiophyceae, Klebsormidiales, Klebsormidiaceae.
UGCUGCUUCACCAUUUACCGCAUUUUGAACAAGAGAGGACCGAAGACAAGAAUUGCAGGCUGGAGUGCACAAGCCAGCUAGGUGACUCAUCUAUCAUGGCGUCACUCUAGGGAGCCAUCGAAGGUUGAAGCAACAACCAUCAGCAGAGGAGCUGUCCGGUUUCUUGCUUUGCAGGCACGCUUGCAAAUUCUGGCAUCCUCCAAACCAUAAAGGGGCCUCUGAAAUGCUGCAUUGGGUCCGUUUGCUAGUUGCUUUGGCGUCAACACUUACGAACACCAAUCACCGUACCUUCAGUUAGAAUAUACCAGCCAUGCAGGCAGAUCCGGAAAGCGACCUCACCCCCGAGCAGAGGGGCCCGAGCAGCACGCUCGACAAGCUAGCUGCUGAAAAGGAGGAGACAACCGGCGCGCCCUCGCACCCCCUCCCAAUCGAUGACGAUGAGCCGCCACUACAGCAGACAAUGAGCAGGGCCGAUAAGAACGUGGCCGAAGCCCCCGCCGCAGAUGAAGAGGGCCGGCGGCCUAUGCCGAAAAAGAGCGACCAUGUAGCAUACGUGGAGAAGGAGCUCAAGGAUUGGCAUACCAAGUGGUGGGAGGUGUGGAAGGACCCUGUGACGACGGCUUAUGGAUGCUGCCUGCCGUGCUCGCUGGCAGGGCAGAAUGUGAACAGGGUCUCUGAUGGGGCGCAAGGUUUCUGGAAGCCGUUCAUCAUUGAGUGCCUGCUGUUGGGGCCUGUGUUUGGCUGGUGCUACACGUACAAGUGGCGGCGGCAGUUGCGGGAACAGAAUGAGCUGAAGGCGGCCCCAUUCGGCGAUUGCCUCACUGCCUUCUUGUGCCAUCAAUGUGCCCUUUGCCAAGAACAGAGGGAGAUCAAAGCCACAGAGUCAGGCGCAAUUCAAGGCCCAACGAAACCGACCAUUGACAGAGGUCCAUCAGGCAAACUAUAGACUGCGCACUUCAGACGUACAGGACCGUCUCUUCUUUGUUCAUCACACGUGGUUGAAGUUGCGAGCUAAGAAGUACGGUACAGUGACCCUUACAUACCGCGUUUCAACAAGAUAAGCAGGUCAUGAGUUUACCGCCAUAUUUUGAUGUAAGUUUGUACAUUCUACUCGAACUAGCUAAAAACAGGAGAGCUAGACAAGGCUCCCCCCCUCUUUGACGGUGUCGACUUCAAGCGAAGCCAUGCAGGGCCCAGGCCGUUGGUCUCGAUCUGGC